Molecule: messenger RNA, 1148 nt
Organism: Paramecium sonneborni
Lineage: Eukaryota; Ciliophora; Oligohymenophorea; Peniculida; Parameciidae
Source: the annotation of a GenBank genome assembly
GGAUAAGCUAUAUUGGUUUAAAAUAAAUAAGAUAGAAAAUUUUAUAUAAUGAAGGUAAUCUGAAGGCUAUUAUAGAUAAUAGAUGCUUCUAAAUUUGACAUGAAAGAAAAAGAAAAUGCUCUAAAUGAAAUAGAUGUCUUAAAGAAUUUACAUCAUCCAUGCAUUAUUGAAUAUCGAGAAUCUUUUGUUGAUAAAAAGUAAAUUGAAUUGCUUAAGUUAGUAAAUAUUUAUGUAUUGUGAUGGAUUAUGCAGAGGAAGGAACUUUACAUUAGAGACUUGAAUAGCAGAAAUAAAAACAGGAUCAUUUGAAAGAAUCUCAAAUUAUUGAAUGGUUUACAUAAAUUUGUUUAGCUGUCAAAUACAUUCAUGAUAGGCGAAUCAUACAUAGAGAUAUUAAAACUCAAAAUAUUUUUAUUUCAAAAGGAGAGAUUAAAUUAGGAGAUUUUGGAAUUGCUAAAUCAUUGAUUAAUUCUGAGGAUCUAUGUUAAACAGCUAUAGGGACUCCUUAUUAUAUUAGUCCAGAAGUGUGUUAACGAAUUCCUUAUGACUUCAAAUCAGAUAUCUGGAGCUUAGGUUGCAUGCUAUAUGAAAUGAUGGCGUUAAAACAUGCAUUUGAUGCAAAAAGUAUACUUUAUUAAUAAUUUUAGCUAUGGAAGGACUACUUUUGAAAAUUAUUAGUGGAAAAUAUUAACCAGUACCUACAUGUUAUUCAUAAGAACUUAUUCAAUUAUUAAAAGAUAUUUUACAUACUGAUCCAUAGAAAAGACUCAAUAUUAAUCAAAUAUUAGAUUAUAGAAUUAUUAGAAAAGCAAGAAACGACUUUGUAAAAAGAAAAACAUACAAUUUAUAAAAGAUACAAUUUAUUUCUGGAUAAAUUUGCAAAAAUGAAAAUCAUUCUACUAAAAUUAGACAUUAUUAAAGUGAGUAAAAAUUCUAUGGAGAAUCGCUUGCCGAUUAAAUUGAAAAGAUGAGAAUGGAUCUUGAAGAAUAAUUAGGUGUUGAUAAAUUUAUCUUAAUUUAUAAUUCAUUAGUACUAUAUUUUAUAAUAAUUAGAUUAGAAAAAUGAAGAAGAUCCAUCAAAGUUUUGUGAUGAGAUAAUUAUAGAUAAAAUUAAUCAACUUCUUGGCUUAGAACAAUUAAUAUUUUGA